AUGCCCCUUUCAAUCCAGCUUCCUCCCAAGAUAGGCCCAUACCAUCCAAACUCGCGCUUCAGUGGCACUAUCAACCUCACAUCGCCCGAGUCUGUCUCUAUUGGUUCUCUUGUUAUCACAUUCACGGGCAUCUCUCUUGUCAGGCUGACCCAGAACUACGGCGACCUAAACGUCUCGAGCAACGGCCACCACUCGCGCGAGGUCCUCUUCCGGCGUGAAAAGGUCUUGUACACGGGCGGGAAAUGGACGCACAGAGCGGGAGUGUAUAGUAUCCCAUUUGAAUUCUCAGUACCUGAAUACACUGAUGCUCGAGUGGUAUGGAGGUGUCCAGGGGCCCACCGGGCCGUCCAGAGUACCCACAAACAUGGCUUGCCGCCGACCAUGCUUUACAGCUGCCCGAGAUUUACUUGUCUGGUGGAAUAUGUCCUCGAAGCAACGUUGAAGCCGCCGUCAACCUCUCCAGCGGCCACGAUGGUGAAAGGAAUUACCGCAAAGCGUAAUAUCAGCGUCCUUCCCCAGUUUGUGAAUCGGAAUCCCACCAGCAGGGCAGACUGUCACUCUUACGUCCGCCAUCACCAAGGUUUUAGAUGCGGUUCUCAAGAAAACCCAAUGUCCCGGAUCUUGAAGUUUUCAAAGUUGCAGCGUGAUGCUCCCAAGAAAGGGUCGGCAGCGACUGCAUCCUCGCUAAGUGUCUCUGUCCUUUUACCACGGAGAAUUGAGGUCCAAGAAGACUAUUCGAAGAUGAGCAUGUUAUUCUCCAGCCGAUCUGUGAGCAACACAGGAACGUGUGCAACAGCCAGCAGACCCAAUUUGACUGCGUCUGCUGCGGCCGUACUCACAGUCAAGAGCUUGAAACUCGAAAUCAUUCAGCACACGCACGUUCAGGCCGGACAUUAUCCCUCAACCUCCACUCGUAAGACGUACACUCGGAAGACAACAUGUUCGCUGCCACUCCCAGUCUAUCCUCGUGAGACACUUCCCGCCAUCACCAGCACGGCCGACGCGGUGGAGACAGCAGCGCCCGGAGAGGUUGAUCUCGCCGAGUUGACUCAACUGCGCAUACCAAGGGACAGUCUGGUUCUCGAUUUCGCUACCUAUAAUGCUGCCGUCCGGCACACGUUGACGCUGGAGAUUGGCAUCGAAUACGAAGAGAGAAUUUUCAAGUUUGCGUGCCAGGAUGUGAAGAUUGCAGUGGUGUCCGCUAGCAGUACACCAGAGCAGAGUGGCUCCCGGGCGGAGGACCCGAGAAUCCGAGGCCAAGCUGAGUAUGGAUCGUCAAGGACGGAAGCGGGGAUCGCUCUAGCCCAAGGUUCCGAUCAGGAAGGCCAGAAUAUCGAAAUCGAGGCCAGACACCGCGCCGGAGGGAACGUACACUGGGUCGUGCCACCGGCGGAGGUGAGCUCGACAGGCGUUUACUACCACAGCGAAUGGGACGCCUUCUUCUCGGAACCCCCACCGAGGUAUACGCCGCGGAGUUAA
Molecule: messenger RNA, 1479 nt
Organism: Fonsecaea erecta
Lineage: Eukaryota; Fungi; Ascomycota; Eurotiomycetes; Chaetothyriales; Herpotrichiellaceae
Exons: 1
Coding region: 1-1479 (492 amino acids)
Source: RefSeq, a predicted model, not a curated record